UUUCCCAAAAUAUGGAAGCAAGAAAAAGGAAAGCAACGCUUGACACAUACAAGCAACAGAAACGGAGGUCAAAUCACAAAGGACAUGACACUCCUGGCAAUAAGAUUUACAAGGAGCUGCCUGAGAGCAGAGCAGAAGAGAACCUUGACAGAGCCAUUACUUUUCAUAAGGAGGACACUAUGAUCUGUGAAGACCAGCUUAGUUGUUCUGUUUGCAUAGAUGUCUUCACCGAUCCAGUCACCACCCCAUGUGGUCACAGUUUUUGCAGAGAAUGCAUUACACACUUUUGGGACCACAAAGAGGUCUUUCUCUGUCCAUUGUGCAAGAGUGAAUUUCCAGAAAGACCUACACUCAAUCGGAACAUCGUUUUGGCAGAAAUAUCAGAGAAAAUGCAGAGUGUGAUCGGGCAACACACAUCAGUCACAUGUGACAUCUGCACUGUUGGAAAGCAGAAGGCUAUCAAGUCCUGUCUGGAGUGCCUAACAUCUUAUUGCAGUCGACAUUUGAAGGAACAUUUCAAGGAUGUCAACCACUGGAUGCACUCCUUGGAUGACCCUGACACGUUCAUGACACAACUGGCUGAUUCACAGGUCGAAAUUCAGAAGAACAUAAACAAGAGGAAGAUAAAGAUACAUGACCUGAAGCAGCAAAUGAAGUCCAUCAGAAAGGUGGCCCAUAAUGAGAAAGAGGAGAGCGAGAAGAUACUGGACAGGCUGAUACAGCAUAUCGAGAAGACUAAAGCGGAGAUGAAUCGACUCAUGAAGGAGAAGCAGAAAAGCAAACUGCAGUGGGCUAAAGCCAGCGUGAGACAGACGGAGGAGGACAUCACCCGGCUGGAGCACCGGAGCAGAAGGCUGCAGAAUCUUCUCUCAAAAGUGGACUGUGCAGCAGAGCAGGAGCCUCCCCUUGAUGUUUCUGCUGCACCUGAAGAUGAAGGUCUGCCAGCUGAUGACACAGCCCCCAACUUCCAUUUGAGCGUUUUCAGUAAGGAGUUCUCUGUGAUGGCAGAGCAUCUGCGAAUGGAGUUGGAUGAAGUAAUAGAAGGAGAACUCGACAGGAUGCGCCGCUACGCAGCUGAUGUGGUGUUGGACUCCAACACGGCACAUCCGUGGAUCGUUGUGUCUGAGGAUGGCAAAGUGCUGAGGAAUGGCGGUCACUGUCAGUCAGCCCUGAAAAAGCCAAUGGCAUUUGAAAAUGGUCCCAACGUCCUGGGCAAGGAAGGCUUCGCCACAGGCAGGCACUACUGGGAAGUGGAAGUGGGCAACAAGACUGAAUGGUACUUGGGAGUCGCCAGAGAGUCUGUAGACCGGAAGAGGAGGACCUCCCUUUGCCCCGAGGCAGGAUACUGGGUGAUAUGUCUCAAAGACGGGAACGACUUUCAGGCUCUCACUUGGCCCUCUAUGUCGCUGCCACGGCGUCUCAAGGCACAAAAGAUUGGCCUCUUUCUGGAUUAUGAUCAAGGCCAAGUCUCCUUUUACAAUGUUGAGGGCAAAUCCCACAUUUUCACUUUUAGUGAUGUCUUCACUGAAAAGGUCUACCCGUUCUUUGGUACCGCAUCCUAUCAGAAUGGCAAAAACGCAGGCCCCAUGGCAAUUUGCCGGCUAAAUGCUUCCUAUUAAAGACACAACACCUCCCUGAUAAGCAGCUGUAACGUGAUCACAUACAAAAGUGUAACUCAAAGUGCUUUACAAAUAGUAAAAGAGGACUUGCAAUCACUAAAACACAAGGCAUAAAAACAAAGUCAAUAUUGAAAUGAAAGUACACAACAUGGGCAAAGGUUUGUGGACACCUGACCUUCACGCCUAGAUGAGCUUGUUGGACGUCCUAUCUCAAAACCACGAGCGUCGUCCUGGAGGACAAAAUCAGCUUUUUGAAACUGCAGACAUUAUAUUUAAAAAAUAAACAACAAGACCCUUCAAUUUCUGUCUAUUAUAAGUUAUUAAUUUUACUCAGACAGAUGGGGAUGAACUAUAUCUUAUUCUACUGACGUAUCCAUAUAAAUUUAAAGCGACAAAUCUUAACUCUCCAUAGCUCAACAAUAUUAUCCACCUUAAUAAAAG
This is a messenger RNA of Erpetoichthys calabaricus (reedfish), 2060 nucleotides long. Its product is annotated as E3 ubiquitin-protein ligase TRIM39-like. The transcript is spliced from 8 exons. NCBI's taxonomy places the organism in Eukaryota, Metazoa, Chordata, Cladistia, Polypteriformes, Polypteridae. The coding region runs from base 12 to 1619 and encodes 535 amino acids. The record is from RefSeq and is a predicted model, not a curated record. Gene Ontology annotation, molecular function: protein binding.